Molecule: messenger RNA, 2736 nt
Organism: Trypanosoma cruzi
Lineage: Eukaryota; Euglenozoa; Kinetoplastea; Trypanosomatida; Trypanosomatidae
Product: trans-sialidase, putative
Exons: 1
Coding region: 1-2736 (911 amino acids)
Molecular function (GO): exo-alpha-sialidase activity
Source: RefSeq, a predicted model, not a curated record
AUGCUCUCACGUGUUGCUGCAGUGAAGGCACCCCGCACACACAACCGUCGCCGCGUGACCGGAUCCAGCGGGAGGAUGAGGGAAGGAGGAGAGAGUGAGCCGCAGAGGCCCAACAUGUCCCGGCAUCUCUUCUACUCUGCGGUGCCCCUUUUUCUUCUUCUUGUGAUGAUGUGCUGCAACGCUGGAGGUGCUGCGGAAGCUGCGGUGCAGUCAUCUGAACCAAAGUACAAAUGGAAGGAGGCUAAGUGUGAAGGUGGUGUAACUGUGGAGUCGUUGGGAGCUCCCGGCCUUCUAAAAGUGGGGAGUGACGUAUUUGCCGUCGCCGAGGCGCAGUGGAAGAAGAACAGUGAGGGCAACAGCUUUACUGGCAUUGCUUCCCAAAUUAUCACGAAAGAUAAUGCUAACACACCGGUGGAAGUUCUGAAUGAAGUGAAAGAGACACAAUUUCUGGAAGACGGUUCCGAAGUCCAAAAGAAGAAAGUGGAUGUGAGCCGACCAACAACAGUUGUGCAGGGAAAUGAUAUUUACAUGCUUGUUGGGAAAUACAGCCGGACAGCUGCUGGUAAAGAGGGUGGCGGUGCCGAGAACGGGGGAUUAUUGCUGGUGAAAGGGAACGUCAGUGACGGAAGUGGUGGUGAUAAAAGAAUCAAAUGGAAAGAUAAGGACGAUGUCUCGCGUAUUUCUGUUGGCGAACUAGAUUCUUGGACACGGCUGACUGGCGGCGGUGGAUCGGGUAUUAAGAUGGAGGACGACACGCUUGUGUUCCCAGUGGAAGGCACGAAGAAUGAGGAUGAAAAGGCCGUUUCGCUGAUUAUACACGACGUGAAGGAUACUGCUGUGAGUUGGAAGCUGUCCAACGGGACGUCUGACGGUGGCUGCAGUGAUCCCUCCGUCGUGGAGUGGGGGAAGGAGGACAAAAAACUCAUCAUGAUGACUGCGUGUGAUGAUGGCCGCCGCAGGGUGUACGAGUCCGGUGACAAGGGGAAGUCGUGGACGGAGGCACUCGGGACACUCUCGUGCGUGUGGGGCAACAAAAAGGGCGGAAAAGUGAAGGCCGUUAGAAGCGGGUUCAUCACAGCGAAGAUUGACGGUGUUGCUGAUAAGAGAAAUGUGAUGCUCGUCACUCUGCCGGUGUAUCCCGAGGAGGAGAGUAAAAAAGAAAACGGAAAGGGAAAACUCCAUCUUUGGCUGACGGACAAUACGCACAUUGUUGAUAUUGGGCCGGUAUCCGGGAAGGAUGAUGACGCUGCCGCCAGCUCUCUGUUGUACAAAAGUGGUAAAGAUGGUGAUAAUGAGCAGAAGGGGGAGAAGUUGAUUGCAUUGUACGAGAAGAAGGGCGAUGAGGGCAAAACAUCACCCGGUGUGGUCUCUGUGCUCCUGAGUGCGCAGCUAAAGCGUGUGAAGGAGGUGCUGACGACGUGGAAGAAAGCGGACGACCUUGUCUCCGAGCUGUGCCCUUCUAAAAGUGCUGAGGAGGAUGCCUCUACUGGCGAUGCCUGCAGCUCUACUGUUAGGAUCACGGAUGGGCUGGUUGGCUUUUUGUCGGGCAACUUCUCUGAUAACACAUGGAGGGACGAGUACCUCGGGGUGAACGCCACAGUAAAGAACAAAAGUGAAGGGGGUAAGAAGGCAACAAAUACUUCCGAUGGUGUGCAGUUCCAUGGAGCGUGGGCGGAGUGGCCCGUUGGCAAGAAAGGGGAUAAUCAGCUGUACCACUUUGCGAACUACAACUUCACUCUUGUGGCGACGGUGUCCAUCGACAAGGUGCCGACGAGUGGUAAUAUUCCAUUGAUGGGUGCGCGUUGGGAAGGCCCAGGAGAAAAGAAAGUUUUUGGACUGUCGUACGACAGCGAAAAGAAGCGGAUAGUGUUCUGCGGUGGCGGACAGAACAAGGAGCUCAGCAGCACAUCGGAGAAAAAAAAACAUGUCGUAAUUUUGCUACGGAACGGCACCCAAGGCUCCGCCUACGUCGAUGAUAUAAUUGUUGGGAAUGCGCAAUUAGAUUUGAUGGGUAUUGAAAAGUCUAAAGGGAUCUCACACUUCUACAUUGGAGGGGAUGGAAGCAGCACGGGGAAUCAAGAAGGCUUGUCUGUGACUGUGAGGAACGUCCUGCUGUACAACCGCCCGUUGGAUGACGAUGAAAUUGCAGGACUCGUCAAAAAUAAAAUUACUCAUCCGAAGCGGGAAGGUCCGAAGACAUCGGCGACAUCUCCUCUUUCACCAGCGGCAAGUGGAUUACCUGUGCAGGGAACCGUGCCCCUGUCCAAUUCUGCCGGGCAACAGCCGUCGGAUCAGGGACAGCCGAAGGGGAGUAUUGCUGCCGGAGCUGGCGGCGCAUCCACACCAGCGACGUCUACUGCCGCAUCUUCUUCAGGACAGGAGCCCGUAAAGCAACCGACAUCUGGAACUUCUUCCAGUGGAAACAAAAAUGCAGAUGGCACUCCCUUGUCUGGUGGUGACAAAGCUGUGGCAACAGGGAGUGGAGAAACGGUUCAGGGAGAUGGAUCACUCCACACUGCCGAGGUGAGCGUGAGCUCUGGUGCGAAUGGGGAGACGGUGGGAGGGACGGAUGUGCAGGAGGUUAAUUCACAGGUCAGGGGAGUAAAUGCUGCGGCACUCAGCAGCAGCCUCGGAAAUGUGUCGCAGGGAAAUAACACCGAUGCCGGCACUGUGCGUGGGAGCGGACUGCUGCCGUUGCUUCUUCUGUUGGGGCUGUGGAUGUUUGCGGCUCUGUGA